This is a messenger RNA of Haliotis rufescens (red abalone), 4679 nucleotides long. Its product is annotated as coatomer subunit alpha-like. The coding region runs from base 158 to 3835 and encodes 1225 amino acids. NCBI's taxonomy places the organism in Eukaryota, Metazoa, Mollusca, Gastropoda, Lepetellida, Haliotidae. Gene Ontology annotation, biological process: retrograde vesicle-mediated transport, Golgi to endoplasmic reticulum; intracellular protein transport; endoplasmic reticulum to Golgi vesicle-mediated transport. The transcript has 31 exons. The record is from RefSeq and is a predicted model, not a curated record. Gene Ontology annotation, cellular component: COPI vesicle coat. Gene Ontology annotation, molecular function: protein binding; structural molecule activity.
UGGCUUAUUGUCGGCUACGUGUCCGGAAGACAUCUUACUUCCACGCUGGCUCUGUUUCGUUGCAGAGAAAUACAUAUCUAAGUGUGAACGAUCUGUCGAGUAAAGGCAGUACUGAAAUCCCGUUAGGGUCAAGAAUUCUUCCUAUGAUUUAGGCAAAAUGUUGACAAAAUUUGAAACUAAGUCGGCAAGAGUGAAAGGUCUCUCCUUUCACCCGAAGAGGCCAUGGAUUUUGGCAAGUCUACACAAUGGAGUCAUCCAACUUUGGGAUUAUCGAAUGUGUACUUUGAUUGACAAGUUUGAUGAACACGAUGGUCCAGUGCGUGGUAUCUGUUUCCACAACCAACAGCCGCUGUUCGUGUCCGGUGGUGAUGACUAUAAGAUCAAGGUUUGGAACUACAAACAAAGGCGAUGUUUGUUCACGCUGCUGGGGCAUCUGGACUACAUCAGAACAACAGUGUUUCACCAUGAGUACCCAUGGAUUCUUAGUUCAUCAGAUGAUCAGACGAUCCGCAUUUGGAACUGGCAGUCCAGGAAUUGUGUUUCAGUGCUGACAGGUCACAGUCACUAUGUGAUGUGUGCACAGUUCCACUGCUCCGAGGACAUGGUGGUGUCGGCAUCCCUGGACCAGACUGUCAGGGUCUGGGAUAUCUCCGGACUUCGUAAGAAGAAUGUAUCUCCAGGACCUGGUGGAAUAGAAGAGCGAAUUCGCAACCCAGGUCAGACCGACUUGUUCGGAACAUCUGAUGCCAUCGUGAAACACGUCCUUGAGGGCCAUGACCGUGGGGUCAACUGGGCGGCCUUCCACCCAACCCUGCCCCUCAUUGUGUCGGGGGCCGAUGACAGGCAGAUCAAGCUCUGGAGAAUGAAUGAUUCCAAGGCGUGGGAAGUGGACACUUGCCGUGGUCACUACAACAACGUGUCCUGUGUGUUGUUCCACCCCCGACAGGAGCUGAUUCUCAGCAACUCGGAGGACAAGAGUAUUCGCGUGUGGGACAUGAGCAAGAGAACUGGUGUCCAGACCUUCCGCCGGGAGCAUGACCGGUUCUGGGUGAUGUCGGCACAUCCCACUCUCAACCUGUUCGCGGCAGGACACGACAGCGGGAUGAUCAUCUACAAGCUGGAGAGAGAACGCCCGGCCUACGCUGUUCAUCAGAACAUCCUGUACUAUGUAAAGGAGCGAUACCUCCGCAAACUGGACUUCACCACGUCCAAGGACGUCCCUGUCAUGCAGCUGAGAGGUGGCUCCCGAACUCCAGUGUACAGCAUGUCGUACAACCCCGCAGAAAAUGGUGUUCUGCUCUGCACAAGAACCAGUAACGUUGAGAACUCGACUUACGACUUGUACGCCAUUCCCAAGGAUUCGGACUCUCAGAACCCAGAUUCCCCAGAAGGGAAGCGGUCGUCUGGUCUGACAGCUGUGUGGGUGGCACGGAACAGAUUCGCUGUCCUCGACAGAACGCAUUCGAUUAUCAUCAAGAAUCUGAAGAACGAGAUCACCAAGAAGGUUCAGGCCCCCAACUGUGAGGACAUCUUCUACGCUGGCACUGGCUGUCUGCUACUCAAGGACAAUGACUCUGUCACACUCUUUGAUGUGCAGCAGAAGAGAACCCUGGCCACACAGAAGAUCUCCAAGGUGAAGUACGUCGUGUGGGCUAACGACAUGUCGACAGUGGCCCUGUUCAGCAAGCACGUGAUCUCCAUCUGCAACCGGAAGCUGGAGAAUCUGUGCACGAUACACGAGAAUAUCCGUGUCAAGAGUGGAGCCUGGGACGAGAGCGGUGUCUUCGUCUACACCACCAGCAACCACAUCAAAUACGCACUCACCAAUGGAGACCACGGCAUCAUCCGCACCCUGGACCUGCCGAUAUACAUCACCCGCAUCAAGGGCAACAACGUCUACUGUCUGGACCGAGAGUCUCGCCCACGUGUGCUGCAGGUCGACCCCACAGAGUUCAAGUUCAAACUGGCUCUCGUCAACAGGAAAUAUGAAGAGGUGUUGCACAUGGUGCGCAAUGCCAAACUGGUGGGUCAGUCUAUCAUCUCCUACCUCCAGAAGAAGGGCUACCCCGAGGUCGCUCUGCACUUUGUCAAGGAUGAGAAGACUCGAUUUGGCCUGGCCCUGGAGUGUGGCAACAUUGAAAUCGCCCUGGAGGCUGCCCGUGCACUUGACGACCCCAUCUGCUGGGAGAAACUGGGCGAGGCCGCCCUGUUGCAGGGCAAUCACCAGGUGGUGGAGAUGGCGUAUCAGCGAACCAAGAACUUCGACAAGCUCUCCUUCCUCUACCUUAUCACUGGCAACCUGGACAAGCUGCGCAAGAUGAUGAAGAUUGCUGAGAUUCGCAAGGACACAAGUGGACACUUCCAGACAGCUCUGUUGCUAGGAGACGUGAACGAGAGAGUCCGGAUCCUCAAGGGAGUGGGACAGAAGUCGCUGGCCUACCUGACUGCCGAGACCCACGGCAUGUCCGAGGAGGCGGAGCUCAUCAAGGAGAGUUUUGGCGAGAACGAUCGUGUCCCUGACCUGUACCCCAGCGCCAGGCUCCUCCAGCCCCCACCUCCCAUCAUGCAACAGGAGAGCAACUGGCCACUACUGACCGUGUCCAAAGGAUUCUUUGAGGGAGCAAUGGCAUCCCGAGGCAAACCAUCAGGUCUGGCUGCAGCAGCGGCUGACAUCGAGGAUGGUGCUGGAGAAGGAUGGGGAGAAGAUGCAGAGCUGGUGUUGGAUGAAGAGGGAGGAUUCGGAGCCGGCGGAGGGUUUGAUGAUGAGGAUCUUGUUGGUGGGGAAGGGGAAGGUGGUGGCUGGGAUGUUGGUGACGACGACCUGGAUCUGCCACCCGAUCUGGAUGUCGGCCCCACCCCAUCAGGAGAGGAAGGCUACUUCGUGCCCCCGACCAAGGGUACCAGUCAGACACAGGUGUGGUGCAACAAUUCCCAGCUGCCAGUGGACCAUCUGCUGGCCGGGUCCUUCGAGACAGCCAUGAGGCUGCUGCAUGACCAGGUGGGCGUGGUCAACUUUGACCGCUACAAGCAGCUGUUCCUGCAGACGUACGCCCGUUCACGAACAGCAUACCUUGGGCUGCCAUCUAUUCCACCUCUCUUCAGCUACCCACACCGAAACUGGAAGGAGUCUGGAGCUCGGAACGGUGUCCCUGCCGUGGGGCUGAGGCUGAACAUGCUGGUGCAGCAGCUCCAGGCCGCCUACCAGCUCACGACCACCGGGAAGUUUGCCGACGCGUGUGAGAAGUUCCGCUCGAUCCUCCUCAGUGUGCCACUGCUGGUUGUGGACAACAAACAGGAGAUUGCUGAGGCCCAGCAGCUUAUUGAGAUCUGCCGUGAGUACAUCGUAGGCCUGUCCCUCGAGGCGAAGAGGAAGGAGAUGCCAAAGUCCAACCUUGAGGAACAGAAGCGAAUCUGUGAGAUGGCAGCCUACUUCACCCACUGCAGCCUCCAGCCAGUCCACCUCAUCCUCACACUCAGGACGGCGCUCAAUCUCUUCUUCAAACUCAAGAACUACAAAACAGCUGCAUCAUUUGCUCGGCGCCUCCUGGAACUCGGACCCAAACCCGAUGUUGCAACCCAGACCCGGAAGAUCCUGGCUGCAUGUGAGAAGAACCCUGUAGAUGAGCACGAGUUGAAGUACGACCAGCACAACCCCUUCGACAUCUGUGGGGCCACAUUCGUCCCCAUCUACAGAGGCAAGCCUGUCGUCAAGUGUCCUCUCAGUGGAGCCUGCUACAUGCCGGAGUUCAAGGGUCAAGUCUGCAGUGUCACACAGGUGACUGAGAUCGGCAAAGACUGUAUAGGACUGAGAAUAAGCCCCAUUCAGUUCCGUUAGACGACCAACUGUCCAGGCUGUGACCAUUCAGUUCCGUUAGACGACCAACUGUCCAGGCUGUGACCAUUGCCUACUGAAUGUGGUAGAGACAAUAUGUGUUGAAGUGUCACCUCACUGUGAUCGCUGUGCUGCAGAUGAUGUGAACUGCUGCUACUGACGUCUUCAGUGUUGCUGUCAGCUGCAUGUCCCAGCUUGAUGUGAUUCUCCUUGAAUGGACAUUCCAACAGAGGCCGACAUGUAUUGAAAAUAUUGGGAGAAUUAAUUAUCAACACUCACAUGUUGUUCCGAGAACUUGCUUCAUUUCCAAUGUUCUGUGUAGAAAAGUGUAAUUUUUCAGCAGAUUUGAUGGACGUUGUGUAUUUUGAAUGCAUAUUACAUUAACAUUUUCAGGGGAAACCCCCCAAAAGGAUGAAUUGCUUGAAGACCGACCGUGAGUGUCAUGGAAAACAGCUCAGGUUACCCCUCUCCACUGACUGUUAUCACUUUGCCUUCUUCGGCUUGUUCAAAAAGUCACAACUGGAUAUGUUUUAUAUUGGAAAUUACAUGCUGUUAAAAAUGCCAUCUUUGUCUUUGAAGUAGAUUAAUUCACACAUUCAUCCAACUUUCUUAUUGAUGGUAGCAAUUAACCAAGAAUGGGACCCACAGUUGACAUUAAGGAUAAAACUGAUAACAGCAGCUAGCUAACAUGAGACCGUGGUCGGCCUUGAAGUAGAAGUCAGUGUUGGUCACCUGUCUUCACAGGAAACAAUGUAGUUAUUUCACUUAUGAUAAACUACUAUUUAUAUAUAUUUCAUCAUGAAUGUUGACGACUUUGUUAUGUGGGAAUAAAUGCCAUACUUAAAAA